UGUAAACUAAGCACGUGUUAUUACCAAGUAGUGGUAUUUGUCAGUUUUCGUGCGUUCCAGAAAUCUUAUAGUUAUUUGAAUUUAUUUAUAAAACUAAUUGUAAUGCCCAUCAUUAUGUCUUCAGAUGCUGAUUCUGAGGAAGAAUUAUUGGAAUUGUAUGCAUCUGGUAAAUUGAAACCUGGUUUAAAUAUACCCGUGGAAAAUGAUAAAGUGUUCAUCAAUAAUGUAGAUGGAUUGAAAGAAACUCUCAAUUCUUUUCAAAGUAGUUUACCAUGGUCUGAACGACUUGAUAUUGUAGCUGAAACAGCACCAAUGGCUCCUGAACUUUCAAUGGAGAUAACUGAACAACAACAGUUUCUUAAGGCUGGUAAAAUUGAUGAAGUAGCAUUAAAUGAUUUUAAACGGGAAACAAUGUUUCAUCGUCAAGCCCAAUCUGCUGUUAUGCGUGGUAUAGAAUUGUUAAUUAAGCAUAAUAUACCAACACAUCGACCGGAAGAUUAUUUUGCUGAAAUGUUUAAAUCUGAUGAACAUAUGCAAAAGGUACGUCAUUCACUUCUACAGAGAAAGACAGCUUUAGAACAAACAGAAAAAAUAAGACGUAUUCGACAAGAAAAGAAAUUAGCUAAAGAGAAACGUGUAGCAGCUGUACAAGAAAAGCAUAAACAGAAACGUGAACUGAAUGAAAAUAUUAAAAAGUUCAGAAAGGGUUUGAGAAAUGAUUUAGAUUUUUUGGAAACUGAUGGAGGAAAAAAAAAUAAGAAACAAGAUGGUGGCAAUAGUGAAAAGAAAAAGAAUCUUACAAGGUCACAGCAUAAAAGAAAAGGAAAAGAUGCAAAAUAUGGAUUUGGUGGUAAAAAAAGAGGAAUGAAAGAAAACACAAAGGAAAGUACAUUUGGUGGCAGUGGAAAGGCAUCCAAAGGAAAGAAUAAAGGAAGAAUUGCUAAAAAAAAGAGAAUGUCCGCUAAACAUUAAAUAAUUUAUUAUUGAA
Molecule: messenger RNA, 988 nt
Organism: Sipha flava (yellow sugarcane aphid)
Lineage: Eukaryota; Metazoa; Arthropoda; Insecta; Hemiptera; Aphididae
Product: probable rRNA-processing protein EBP2 homolog
Exons: 5
Coding region: 103-972 (289 amino acids)
Biological process (GO): rRNA processing; ribosomal large subunit biogenesis
Cellular component (GO): nuclear periphery; nucleolus; preribosome, large subunit precursor
Source: RefSeq, a predicted model, not a curated record